CCAGCAGUGGUGAAGCACCCUUACAUGAGGUAAACUCUCAAAGGGCACAUUACAGUCCGCUGGCAAACAUACUGGCAUUGUUCUCCACUUGAAACAGGUGGUUUAGGGGAUUUUUGGGAGGAAUACAAAAGGAUAAUACAAAAGCAAGGAAUAAAAGACAAAUUACUCAACGUGCCAAGGAUUUUAAGUUGGAGCUACACACAGUUUGAGGAAGACAUCUGGAAACAUCUGGAGUUAGACACAAGUGGGCCAAACAAAACAAACAAAGAAUGUUUGAUGGAUUAAAAAGUGCCCCAGAAUUGUGGAUUAAAGAAUGAAAGAUUGAGAGGUGGACUGCAGAUCAUUUUUCCACUGAGGAUCUUGUUCCUUGCGUGGGAUCAGGUUGUUUGCCAGCCAACUUUGAGGCACGCGCACGGCAGGUGUGGUGUUUUCUUCCCUCAUCCUUCUGAAGACCGAUUAGACUGAAAACAGGUCUGAUUAUUUGGUUCUCUUCUCAAAUUUCAAUGACUACCAACCCUGCCCUUUAACUUAACCACUGUCAACCUCCUUCAAAUGUACUUCUUUAAAGGGAGCCAUUUCUAAGACCAACGCUGUUUGUUUUUCAUCAGGACAUAAAAAAAAGUUGUAAUUAUACCCUCGCUUUCAUUUUUGUGUUCUGCUGUGUGUCGCAUGAGUAGAGUCGUGUUAUGGUAGAAGAGAGAAGACACGCGGUGGUUGGGAGACUAAAGUAGUAGAAAGGGCAGAGGAAGGAAGAAGAGGGGAGAUAAACAGAGGGAAUUAAAGAAAGUAACCCUCUCUAUCGUUGAUCUAAACAGCUCCCGUCACAAAUCACAGCGGUGGCUUUUGUUAGUGACGGAUCUGUGAUACUCGUAAGACAGUUUGGCCUACACAGACAGACGGUACAUGCAGAUAGUCUGAGACAUACAGUAACAGUCCCUCUGUGGUGUGUCAGUUCUCUGCAACGCACACCAAAGUACAAUCUGCUCUUGUGUGGAUUGAAGGCCAAAAGAACAUAGACCAACCAAAGACUUGUAAGUUAGAAAAAUAUAUAUAUAAAAGCACCCGGGUAGAACUUCUUCCACGAUGUCAUCGGACACCUUGAAAGAUCUCUCUCAAACCAUGGAGAGCUUGGUCAGACCGGACACCUCCAGAACGUACAUCUACACCCACGCCUGCCCGUGCACGGGAAGACGACGCAUCCGUGGCAACAACAACAGCACCUACAGACACCCUCUCCAACUCCCGCUCUUCCCUGUGGCUCUCAUCCUCGUCCCCUUGCUGCUCUGUCUCUGGGGCCACCAGGCCCAAGGAGUCGUCCACUCCAGCUUCCGCCGCCUCAGCAGCCGAGAGAAGAAAGAGAUGCAGAGGGAGAUCCUGUCCAUCCUGGGUCUACCAGGCCGGCCCAGACCACAUCCUCCCCUCCGACCGCCCUCCUCAGCCCCCCUCUUCAUGCUGGACCUGUACCACGCUGUGUCGGCCGAGGGGGAUGAGGGAAACGGAAUAGGGAAUGAGGUAGGGGGACUGGGGUUCGGCGGUCUGGAUGGGUUGACGGGCCACGUCAGCCAUGCCGCACUGCCCACUCUCAGCACACACACGCCACCGCUGGGUACGGUGGUCAGCGAGGCCGAUACGGUCAUGAGCUUCGUUAAUCUGGUGGAGCAGGAGCGGGACCUGCUGCAGCCACGGCCAUACUGGAAGGAGUUCCGUUUUGACCUGACGCCCCUCCCCCAGGGGGAGACGGUCACGGCUGCAGAGUUCCGCAUUUAUAAGACCCUGACCAUGGGCCAGAGGGCCAACCGCACCCUGCACAUCUCCGUCUACGAGAUCCAACGGGAGAGCAAACACAGAGAGCCAGAGCUGGUGCUGCUGGACAUACAGUCAGUGCCCGCGGGGCAGGAGGGCUGGCUGGCUUUUGACGUGACCUCUGCCAGCAACCGUUGGCUCCUGCACCCCCGCAGCAACCUGGGCAUUCGUCUCUAUGUGGAGACAGAGGAGGACCGGUCCUUGUCAGCUGGGUGGGUAGGAUUGGUGGGUCGAAGGGGCCCCCGCUCCAAACAGCCCUUCAUGGUGACCUUCUUCAGGGCCAGCCAGGUCCCCUGUCGCCCCCCACGCGCCCUGAAACCCAACCCCCGCAAGAGGAAGCCCAAAUAUGACCUGCCCCUUCCCAGUAUACAUGGUGAGGUCCUACAAGACCACAGCCACGUCAACAGUGGGCGUCAGGCUUGUAAGAGACAUGAAUUAUAUGUGAGCUUUAGUGACCUAGGCUGGAAGGACUGGGUCCUGGCUCCUAGUGGUUACUCUGCCUUCUACUGUGAUGGAGAAUGCCUAUACCCUCUGGGUUCCUGCAUGAACGCCACCAACCACGCUAUGAUCCAACUAGUGGUCAGUAUACACUACUACACCCUCUCUCACAUGAAAGCCAGCUACCACGCUAUGAUCCAACUAGUGGUUCACCUUUUGAAGCCGGAUGAGGUUCCCAAAGCGUGCUGCGCACCCACCAAGCUCAGUCCCAUCUCUGUACUCUUCUACGACGACAACAACAAUGUGAUCCUAAAGAAGCAUCGCAACAUGGUGGUCAAGACCUGUGGAUGCCUGUAACAUCUGUGGUGGCCCAUCUAUUCUACAUCAUUUUAAUAAACUUCACUACCAUUGUUCCAAAAGAUACAAACAGGGUUGAUAGCAAUAAUCUGGCAAUAUGCGGAUAAAUAGUAUGUAUCUACACUGAACAAAAAUAUAAACGCAACAUGCAACAAUUUUACUGAUUUUACUGAGUUAUAGUUCAUAUAAGGAAAUUGGUUAAUUAAAAUACAUUCUUUAUGCCCUAAUCUAUGGAUUUCACAUCACUGGGAAUACAGAUAUGCAUCUGUUGAUCACAGAUACUUUUUUAAAUAAAGAUAGGGUUGUGGAUCAGAAAACCAGUCAGUAUCUGGUGUGACCCAGAUACUGACACAUUUAAUUUAAUGUUUUUGUUAUUUUUUAUUUAACUAGGCAAGUCAUUUAAGAACAAAUUCUUAUUUACAAUGUCGGCCAAUCCCGACGACGCUGGGCCAAUUGUGCACCGCCCUAUGGGACUCCCAAUCAUGACCGGAUAUCAUGCAGCCUGGAUUCCAACCAGGGACUGCAGUGAUGCCUCUUGCACUGAGAUGCAGUAACUUAGACCGCUGCGCCAUUCGGGAGCCCUCAUCUCCCUAGCAUAGUUGAUCAGGCUGUUGAUUGAGGCCUGUGGAAUGUUGUCCCACUCGUCUUCGAUGGUUUUUAAAGGUUGCGGGAACUGGAACGCGCUGUCGUGCACAUCGAUCCAGAGCAUCCCAAACAUGCUUGUGAGUAUGCAGGACACGGAAGAAUUAGCACAUUUUCAGCACCCAGGAAUUGUGUACAGAUCCUUGCGAAAUGGGACCGCGCAUUAACAUGCUGAAAUAUGAGGUGAUGGCAGAGGAUUACUGGCACAGCAAUGGGCCUCAGGAUCUCAUAGAGGUAUCUCUGUGCAUUCAAAUUGCCAUCGAUAAAAUGCAAUUGGGUUCGUUGUCCGUAGCUUAUGCCUGCCUAUACCAUAACCCCAGUGCCACCAUGGGGCACUCUGUUCACAACAUUGACAUCAGCAAACCGCUCGCCCAUGCGACGCGGGAUUGAUCCUUAAAGAGCACACUUCUUCAGCGUGCCAGUGGCCAUCGAAGGUGAGUAUUUGCCCACUGAAGUCACUUUGAUGCCGAUCUGCAGUAAGACCCUGGUGAGUACAACAAGCACGCAGAUGGGCUUCCCUGUGACGGUUUCUUCUGACAAAUUCUUCAGUUGUGCAAUCCCACAGUUGCAUCAGCUAUCCGGGUGUCUGAUCUCAGAUGAUCCCACAGGUGAAUAGCCGGAUGUGGAGGUCCUGGGCUGGCGUGGUUACACGUGGUCUGAGGUUGUGAGGCCGGUUGGAUAUACAGCCAAAUUCUCUAAAACGACAUGGUAGAGAAAGGAAUAUUAAAUUCUCUUGCAACAGCUCUGGUGGCCAUUCCUGCAGUCAGCAGGUGAAUGGAUUAUCUUGGCAAAGGAGAAAUGCUCACUAACAGGGAUGUAAACAAAUUGGUGCACAAGAUUAGAAAGAAAUGCGCUUUUUGUACAUAUGGAACAUUUCUGGGAUCUUUUAUUUCAGUUCAUAAAACAUGGGACCAACACUUUACAUGUGUUUACAUUUUUGUUCAGUAUAAUAUAUUGACUGAGUAUGAGAAUGGUAUAUGAAUAACACACAUUACCUCUUUCAUAACGACAGAUCUUCGCAUUCGACUUAUAACCAUACUUCACUCUUAAACUAUUCAAAUCUACAGUAAUUCAGAUAAUUACAUCACCCUUUGUCAUAUAUUCUAUGUAUCCAAUCAAAGCUGUAAAGUACUGUGACAUGUGCAACGCUACAUUUCUACCCUUUUGAUGGCUGUUGUCUUGUUGAACCAUGAAUUUCUCAUUGUCUCUUUUAGAUGUACUACACAUGGUUCAAUUAAAACUCUAAAUAUAUGGACCAUAAGUGUGCAUUUCUUUAGUUCUACCUGUAACCAGUACAAGUUAGUAGCAAUGGAAAAUGUCCAAUUCUAUUUUUUUUGUCAUUUUUCUAUGUACAGAGGAUCCAAUACACAGGAAUGUGUCAUUGUCAGCAUAUUUAUGGAGGACUGUGUACUGCUAUAUUUGUAAUACAAUAAACUAGAAUAUAUAUUGCAGAGGUUGAUUUGAUGCAGAAGUGAGAGGAAACGCCAGUGAACACAGACCUCCAGAAACUCCAACCCCUGUUCAGCUACAUAGCAUUCCAGUAUAUUGGAAAUACAUUUGAAAAUACUUGUAAGUAUGCAUUUGUCUGGUAUCAGUAUAGAUGGAAUGGCAUUUAACUUGUAUUUGGAAGUAACACAUUUUCUGCUAGAAUUACAAGGCAUACAUAUUCUCUCACACACAAAACAUAUCCACUGCUUUCCUUCAGAAUGGAUCAAAUAGGCAGAGGAAUGAUUUCAUAUAUAUUGCUACAUUUCUUGGAAAUGGUCAAAUGCAAAAUAGAACUGUUACAACGUGGACCAGGUGACUAUCCAUAGUGAUUUUGGCACUGUUUCAACCAGGGCCUUUUACAGGCAGAACAAGACUCAAUCUUAGGCAAAUAACAAAUCCUUUCCACUAUGACACCAUUCUCAAAGAAAGCAGAAAUGAUUUGCACAAGAGUGUAUGGGAGGAGGUAUAGAAAAGAGUUGUGGGUUCAAGUAAGACAGCGGUACACAACUGAGAAAAAGUUGCA
Molecule: messenger RNA, 5251 nt
Organism: Oncorhynchus kisutch (coho salmon)
Lineage: Eukaryota; Metazoa; Chordata; Actinopteri; Salmoniformes; Salmonidae
Product: bone morphogenetic protein 8B
Exons: 7
Coding region: 1084-2598 (504 amino acids)
Cellular component (GO): extracellular region
Molecular function (GO): growth factor activity; cytokine activity
Source: RefSeq, a predicted model, not a curated record